AUGUCGAUCAAUGAGGUUUUGGCAAUCAUUGCCACUGCAUUGGCGGCUUCCGUCUUUAUUGCCAAGGUUCUUGCUGGCUUUUUGCCUCACUUCUUUCGCGCACCACCCGCUCAGUGGAGGCUGCGAGUGAACAAAGCUAUGAUGAGGGCGGAGAACAGCCCAAAUAAAGUGCCGGCACUCGACUUUGGGUGGAAAAAUGGCAGCGUAAGGCGCCAAAUGAUCAGGGCUUCGUAUCAGCCGUCAGCGUACACAAACAAGAUGUCAACCCAAAAAUUAGUUGUGGGUACUGAGGAUCGUGCCAACAGAGAGUCGUUCGUCAACCGCCUCGCGCAUAAUCUAAGAACCUUCGAUCGAAAAAUCUACGGCUACUUCCAUCCCUACUGUAACGCUGGUGGUGGCGGCGAAAAAGUGCUCUGGAAAGCCGUAGAGACUACUCUACAGAAAGACCCCAACGGUGUAGUCGCCAUCUACACAGGCGACAAUGAUGUGAGCGGCGAAGAAAUUCUAAGCAAUGUUAUCAAAAGGUUUGAGUACAAUCUUGACGCCUCGAGAAUUGUGUUCAUAUUUCUCACUAAAAGGGAUUUCGUUGACCCUAAAAAAUGGCCACGAUUGACACUCUUGGGCCAGGCCUUCGGUUCUGCUGUCCUUGCUGCAGAGGCACUUUUCAAGUUAACACCAGAUGUUUGGUGUGACACAAUGGGAUAUCCAUUCACCUAUCCCAUUGUUCAUUUUCUUGUAAAUGUUCCAGUCGUGACUUAUACUCACUAUCCAGUAAUUUCCUCCGAUAUGCUGCAGAAACUCGUCCUUACUCCUGGGUUCAAGAACAAUUUGAAGCUGAGGCUGAAAUACUACUACUGGAAAAUAUUCAUGCUCUUAUACACAUUUACUGGCAAGUUUGUUACUAUUGCUACAACCAAUUCAACUUGGACUCAAAACCACAUAAGUCGCAUUUGGCCCCAAAAAUCUAAAAGAAUUAUCUAUCCUCCUUGCUCAACUGAAAAUCUGGCUUUUGGUGAGGAUGGAAGCAAAUGGACGAGAAAAAACCAAGCAGUUAUCAUAGCGCAGUUUCGACCUGAAAAGAGGCAUAAUUUGAUUAUAAGAUCUUUCGGCUCUGCGCUGAAAAAGGCAUCCGCUCAGGAGCUUCGUGCCAUGCCAAAACUCAUUUUUAUUGGCUCUACAAGAGGACAGAAUGACCGGAAUUAUGUGGAGACGCUCAAAACUCUCAGUUAUGAGACAUUAGGGAUCUCGAAUGACCUAAUAGAAUUCAAAACAGACUGCGAGUAUGAAGAAAUGAAGAAACAUCUACGCACGUCUUCAUAUGGAAUCAACGCAAUGUGGAAUGAACACUUUGGAAUUGCGGUCGUGGAAUACAUUGCAUCUGGGCUAAUACCGCUUGUCCAUGCAUCAGCAGGCCCUUUGCUUGAUAUAGUCGUGCCUUGGGACUCCACUCAGCAAAAGCAAGCAAACAACGCUACUGAAGAUAAUAGAACUGGGUUUUUUUUUAGAGACCCAAGCGACCCAGAUUUCUCAUCGCAACAUAACUCUGAGUACCCGACAUUAGAAAGUCUCUUUAUCAAGAUCAUGAGCCUUACAAACGACGAGAAGCUUUCGAUAACUCGAAGAGGCAAGAACUGUGUUCUUAACAAAUUCUCUGAUCAAAAAUUUGCUGAGCAAUGGAGGUCAGUGCUGGAAGACAUACCACCUGCCGAUUCAGCAAUUUGA
This is a messenger RNA of Lachancea thermotolerans CBS 6340, 1722 nucleotides long. RefSeq names its product alpha-1,2-mannosyltransferase ALG11 (gene ALG11). The transcript has a single exon. The coding region runs from base 1 to 1722 and encodes 573 amino acids. NCBI's taxonomy places the organism in Eukaryota, Fungi, Ascomycota, Saccharomycetes, Saccharomycetales, Saccharomycetaceae. Gene Ontology annotation, molecular function: GDP-Man:Man(3)GlcNAc(2)-PP-Dol alpha-1,2-mannosyltransferase activity. Gene Ontology annotation, cellular component: endoplasmic reticulum membrane. The record is from RefSeq and is a predicted model, not a curated record. Gene Ontology annotation, biological process: protein N-linked glycosylation.